AUGGCGCGGCAGCCGUCCUCCACUAUUACCAGUAAUACUACAUCCACCCCGGUCUUCACCCAAUUCCGCGAGGACCCACCGUCUUGGAUCAGAUCAAGAGAUUCAAAUCCGAUGACUCCCACUCCCUCAGUUCAUCAGAGACCACAGAGCGCAUACCUCAUGCCGACCAGUCCAGCUAGAGGUCGCCGUGGUAGCACGGAUUAUCGCCCCGUCAUCCGCAAAGCCCAAGGCAAUGUCCCUGCGUGUUUGGUCAAUGCAUCCGUGACGUAUUGCAACAAUGAGCAGAUCUAUGCAUUUGGAGGAUUUGAUCAGUUCACAGACGAAGUUUACAACCAUGUCCUGAGGCUAGACUUGAAAGCACUUCGUUGGGAACUUGUGGAUAACUAUGGCGAUAUUCCCGGUGUUCGCAUGGGACACACUGCUACUCUUUAUCAAGGCGACAAACUCAUUGUCUUUGGGGGAGAAAAUGAACAUCGCGAAUACCUCUCUGAUAUCGUCAUCCUCGAUAUCCCCACUUCGACCUGGACUCAACCGGAAAUUCGUGGACAAAUCCCGCGGGGAAGGGCUCGUCAUGCUGCUGUCAUUCAUGACGAGAAGCUUUUCAUCAUAGGCGGUGUCACUGGAGAGAACAAUGUGAUUCUCGAUGAUCUAUGCUACCUUGACCUGAAAACAUGGACCUGGUCCCGGAGUUGGAGAUUCACAGCUCGUUUCGACCACACCGCCUGGGUUUGGGGGGACCGUCUUUGGAUAUUCGGAGGCCUCGACCCGGAUAUGGAACGCACAACAGAUAUUUGGUGGCUUGAUCUCAAGGGCUCGCCGUUUCUUGGAACCCCGUCUUCGCAAGGUACCGUGGAUUCCCCCGGAAUACUCAACAGAUUGACUCAUAGUCCAGACACGGUAUAUAGUAGUCCAACCCAGCAGCUGCCCGGCCGGUCCGGUAGCUACGCGGCAAAUUCUGGGAGUGUACAAGUUCGCAACGCCGGUCGAAAAAAGCCAAUUGCCCCAGGAGCUAUCUCUUGUCAUAAGUUCCGAUCCGGUCCUUAUGUUCCUGCCUUGUCUGCUGGAACCCACUUCCAGGCUCACGCAUCUGGUGUCCUCCUCGACCUGAUCACUCCUUCCGAAACAGUCCGGACGUAUGAGUGCAAGUUAUCGGCUUUGGAGCUUGACACUCUUCGUUGGCAGAAACUAGCUGAUGGGCAAGAGAUUUUUAAGCCCGGGUACCGCUGGCAUUAUUGUACAGUCGACGCUAGUGGCACCAAAGCCUGGCUGCUGGGAUGCAGCCUUGACGUUGGCGCCGCUCCUGGCAACAGUGAUGAGAAUCAUAUGAGCGAAGUUCUUUGCAUUGACCUGGAGAAAUACGGUUUGCUUGGCAAUGAACUGGCGACCCUGUCUCCUGAUCAAAGCAGGGCUUUGGUAUCGGAAAGGUCAGGACUGCCGCCCAUUUCUGGGCUUGGUGCAGAUCUCUCCGCUGUCUUCGACCAACCUCCAGAAUCUGGCAGUGAUGCUGACUUUAUCAUCACCGCAAAUCCGGACGACAUCGAAUAUCCGGACGAUGUGGCAGAGGAUGCUCCUCCAACAGAGUCUCAGCCGGCGUUCCUGCCCGCGAAUGCUCCUACCUCGCCUCCUAUUCAUGUACAUCGCAUCAUCCUGCAGCUCCGAUGGCCGCAUUUCAAGCGACUGUAUUCUGCGCAAAUGGCAGAGUAUCACUCUAAGAGAAUGCACAUUCCUGAACCAUACUCUGUCGUCCGUGCUUUCCUCUACUAUCUGUACACUGACAGCAUAUCAGGGCACCCUGAAUAUUGCUCCAGCAUCAUCGAUGUUGCAGGUAUGCUCGUCAUGGCGAACCUGUAUGACAUGCCAAAGCUGCGCCUGCUCUGCGUAAAUCGUUUGAGCCGCGAGUUAGAUGUGGAGAACGCGGCCAUCAUCUGGGAACGGGCCGGGCGGACCAACGAAGAUUGGUUGAUGCGGCGCGCCGCACAAUUUUGCCUCAGCCACUGGGGUCGCGUUGUCCGGACCGACGGCUUCAAGUCCCUCAGUCGUCAGAGCUUGAUUGAGCUGUGCGAGGUGGUCGACAUGGAAGGUCGGAUUGUUGCCGGGCCCGAACUGGAGCUAGUGGGUGCUCUAGGAGCGGAGGGGCUUGAUCUCAGCAGGGAUACCAAGCGAUCCCGGCCUUCUGUUGGAGGCGCUAUGACUGACGUGGAUGACCUCGAAGGGGACGAUGUGGAUGGAAUGGAGAUUGUUUGA
Aspergillus fischeri NRRL 181 is the source of this 2244-nucleotide messenger RNA. RefSeq names its product Kelch motif domain protein. Bases 1 to 2244 code for a protein of 747 amino acids. Gene Ontology annotation, molecular function: protein binding. The record is from RefSeq and is a predicted model, not a curated record. Lineage: Eukaryota; Fungi; Ascomycota; Eurotiomycetes; Eurotiales; Aspergillaceae. The transcript is spliced from 3 exons.